AUGUUUCUGAGCUUAGGAAUUAGCUUUCUUCUCAGCAACUACUUAUCUAUCUAUCUAUCUAUCUAUCUAUCUAUCUAUCUAUCUAUCACAGUCUGUUCACAUCCCUAUCUAUCUCCCUGUCUUUUCGGAUCUAUCUAUCUAUCUGAGUCUUUUCACAUCUCUCUCUCUCUCUCUCUAUUCCCAGCUCUCUACCUCUCUUUUUCUCUAUCCUUUCUCCCUCCCCAUAUCUAUCUAUCUAUCUAUCUAUCUAUCUAUCUAUCUAUCUAUCUAUCUAUGAAAUUAUUCCUAUCUAUCUAUCUAUCUAUCUAUCUAUCUAUCUAUCUAUCUAUCUAUCUAAUCAGUGUUCAUAUCUAUCGAAGACUAUUCAUAUCUAUGUAUCUAUUUAUCUAUUCCUCUCUACGUAUCUCUCUGUCUCUGUUUUUCUGUCUCUGUCUCUAUUUUUCCAUUUACUUUCUAUCAAUGUUUUGGGGUGACCUUGCUGUUCGUGGGAGGCCAGGUUUCUUUUUCUUUACAUCACCCGUUUCCCUGAAGUUGUUUACCCAUGAAACAAUCGACUGCCGGCCAGGAACACGACCACGGGGGGUAAUAUUGAAAUGUCUACGGAAUGCACGUUGCGUUGCGACGAUUGAGCGACCGCUUGAAAAAAAUGCCUCAACAGCGAAAGCGCGUUCCAACUUCGUCCACUCCAUGAUGCUCACUGGGGUUCCUGAAAAAUAA
Messenger RNA from Acanthosepion pharaonis, 717 nucleotides. The record is from the annotation of a GenBank genome assembly. Lineage: Eukaryota; Metazoa; Mollusca; Cephalopoda; Sepiida; Sepiidae.